AUGAACGAUUUUAAUUAUAGAAGCAAUAAAGAUUACAAAAGUGAUAAGAGUAGCAACUUAGAUCUAACGAGAGAUAUAACUCUAGAUAGAGGUAGAGAAUAUAUUCAUAUGUGUGAGAGUGUGAUAGAAAAAAAAGCAAUAAGAUUUUUUAUAAGUAUAACUAGUUUUAAAAGAAGUAAAUAUGUUAAUUUUUAA
Messenger RNA from Hepatospora eriocheir, 195 nucleotides. The record is from the annotation of a GenBank genome assembly. NCBI's taxonomy places the organism in Eukaryota, Fungi, Microsporidia, Hepatosporidae.